Molecule: messenger RNA, 1705 nt
Organism: Ciona intestinalis (vase tunicate)
Lineage: Eukaryota; Metazoa; Chordata; Ascidiacea; Phlebobranchia; Cionidae
Source: RefSeq, a predicted model, not a curated record
AUAUUUUAUACACAGAACCAAAAUGGAGGAAAAUUCUGCAUUAGUGCCUCUAGAACAACAGCAUGAUAUAGGAAAAAAUGCCAAAGCUAGUAAUGGGAAAAUGUUACUAUGGAAUGACCCACGUUUAAUCGCAAACCAACGAAUAUCAAAUGCUCAACCAGUGCCCAUAUCUUCUGCUAGCUUAGUGUAUUACCAACGGCCUAAUAUAGUGGAAAAAUCGCAAACAAGUUUCAUGAAAUGUCCAGAGAAAUUACAGCCUAAUAAUGUGCAAGACGUUACACCAGUAAGCAGUGAUAACGAGGUGCGACCGCUUAAAAAUUACUGCGAUAUAUGUAAUGUUGGGUUUAGUACAACUCAAUCACUGUGGAGACAUAGGAGAAGAAAGCACUGGAAAGAGCAUAAAGCUGGUAUGUUUUACACCAAGCAAAAAAACCUUGUGUGUCUGUUAUGUGAUGAUUUUAAGUGCUCUGUGCAAGCUGAACUAAUCGACCAUUAUAAUUCGGCUCAUGGUAAAAAUUUGGAUGUAAAAUGUGAGGCCUUUGAAAAGGAAGAUAAAUUUAUUGAAUGGAAAGCGGACCUGGAAAAAAGAACGAGUUCUUUGUUUAUUAUAAAGACAGCGCGAAAAGGGACCCAUUUACAAAAUGAAGUAAAAUAUUACUCGUGUAACCGAUCCGGGUAUUUUAAAAGGAGUGGGAAUAAUCUAAGGAGUUUGAAAAAGAAAGGGUCGUGCAAAGUUUCUGGACACUGUAGCGCGUAUAUUACUAUGAAGAGAAAUAAACAUACUGGUUAUGUCACUGUAGAUUACUGUGGGGAACAUGUAGGUCACGAUUUGGACCCCAAAUAUUUGAAAUUAUCUCCGGAUAUUCGGAAUUAUGUAGCAAGCGCGCUUUCAAGCGGGGUUAACAUUGAUAAACUUUUGGAGAAUUUAAAAGAAGAAUUUUCGAUGGUGGGAAGAGACGCUCUGAUUUCAAGACGAGAUAUUUUGAACAUUAGAAGCAAAUUUAUCACUGAAUCUGUCGCGAGAGGGAGUAUGUAUGAGCAAAUUGAACAGCAGCCUGAAGAAAUUGGGGAGGGUGUGCGGGAAGAUUGCACAGCGGAUAGCAGCAAAACUGUUGAUGUUAAAAAUGAAACUUUGCAAAGGGCUCAGGAUAUUAUAGAUUUGAUUCAGACUACGAAAGACCCAACUUCUUUGCAGUCUAUGUUGAGCUGUCUAAACUAUGUAAGAGACAUUGGGCAUGGGAUACAAAAUGAAAUUGAAAUAUCUGAGAAUACAUAGCAUGGAGAUAUACAACUGUUAGAAUUUAAAUUGUGCAACUUUGAUGGCAGUACUGCAUAUAGUACUGUGGGGGAAAGACGGGAAACCUUUAGCACAUAAUAUCCAAAUAUUCUGAUUGUGUUUUAUACAAUUAACAACAGUCUAUGGGAGUCGUGGGGAUACAGUUUUAUAAUUCUAUAAAUAUUCUUUGUUUAAUACCAAAUGGGACAAGAAAACGAUAUGAAAAGGUGUCCCAUCCUUCCCCACCCUACUAUAAUAUGAUUGAAGUUUGCUUAGGUAAGCGUUUAAAAUAAACUGUUAUAUCACAAAGCUAUUUCCAUUCAUUUUUUCUUGUAAGCAAUGUUUGGCACAUAUGUGUUAUUAUAAUAUGAUUGAAGCUUUCUUGGUUACGUAUUACAAAUAAGUUGUUGGAUCACAAAGCCAUCUCCA